Messenger RNA from Thermochaetoides thermophila DSM 1495, 1731 nucleotides. RefSeq lists its product as uncharacterized. Lineage: Eukaryota; Fungi; Ascomycota; Sordariomycetes; Sordariales; Chaetomiaceae. Bases 1 to 1731 code for a protein of 576 amino acids. The record is from RefSeq and is a predicted model, not a curated record. The transcript is spliced from 2 exons.
AUGAAGGGAUUUUCUAAACUCCUCACCGCCGCGCUCAUCGGCACCGCGGCCGCUGCCCCCCCGGAGCCACCGACCAAGGUCUUGGCCAAGCGUGCCGCCCCGACGGUCACCAUCUCGACCGGCACCGUCAUCGGCACCGACCGCAUUGUCACCGAGGCCUUCAACGGCAUCCCCUUUGCCAAGGCCCCGACUGGCAACCUCCGUCUGCGCCCUCCCGUCCGCAUCAAUGAGUCCCUGGGCGUGAUUGAUGCCACGGGCAUUGCCCCGGCUUGUCCCCAGUUCCUGGCCGAUGCUAGCUCGAAUGAGUUUCUGGCGCAGGUCUUGGACAAGGUUACCAACCUGCCUUUCUUCCAGAAGGCGUUGAAGAUCACUGAAGAUUGCUUGACCGUUAGCGUUAUCCGGCCUAAGGGUGUCAAGGCGGGUGAUAAACUGCCUGUGCUUUUCUGGAUCUAUGGCGGUGGUUUCGAGCUCGGCUGGAGCUCCAUGUACGACGGCGGUCCGCUCGUCGCCAGCGCAACCUCCCUCGGCAAGCCCUUCAUUUUUGUGGCCGUCAACUACCGCGUCGCCGGCUUCGGCUUCAUGCCUGGCAAAGAGAUUCUCGCCGACGGCGCCGCCAACCUGGGCCUGCUAGACCAACGCAUGGGUCUCGAAUGGGUGGCCGACAAUAUUGAGGCCUUCGGUGGCGACCCCAACAAGGUCACCAUCUGGGGAGAGUCGGCCGGCUCCAUCAGCGUGUACAAUCAAAUGGCCCUGUACGACGGCGAUAACACCUAUAAGGGCAAGCCUCUCUUCCGUGCUGCCAUCAUGAACUCGGGCUCCAUGAUCCCCGCCGAUCCAGUUGACUGCCCCAAGGGCCAGCAAGUGUAUAACACUGUCGUCGCCAAGGCCGGCUGCUCCGGUGCCGCCGACACGUUGGCUUGCCUGCGCUCCCUGCCCUACGAGAAGUUCCUCCGGGCUGCUAACUCCGUCCCCGCCAUCUUGUCCUACAACUCUGUCGCGCUCUCCUACCUCCCCCGUCCCGACGGCAAGGUCCUGACAAAGUCGCCUGACCUCCUCGCUAAGGAGGGCAAGUUUGCUGCGGUCCCCAUGAUUAUCGGGGACCAAGAAGACGAGGGCACGCUCUUCUCGCUCUUUCAGACUAACGUCACGACCACCGACCGUCUCGUCACCUACCUCAAGGAUAUCUUUUUCCACAAUGCCUCCAAGAAGCAGCUCGAGGACCUCGUCAACACCUACGAGCCGUGGGUCUGGGCCGGCUCACCCUUCCGCACCGGUCUGCUUAACGAGGUCUACCCCGGCUUCAAGCGUCUCGCAGCAAUCCUUGGUGAUCUCGUCUUUACCCUCACCCGCCGCAUCUUCCUCGAGUACGUCACCGCCGCGAAGCCGAACGUUCCCGUCUGGUCGUAUCUCGCCAGCUAUGACUACGGCACGCCCAUCUUGGGUACCUUCCACGGCUCGGACUUGCUGCAGGUCUUCUACGGUGUGCUUCCCAACUAUGCCAGCAAGAGUAUUCACAGCUAUUAUGCCAACUUUAUCUACAACUUGAAUCCAAACGAUGCUUCGGGUGGUACUAGCUCCAAGAGCAAGGUGUCGGAGACUUGGCCGCAGUGGACGAGCAGCACGAGGAAGUUGAUCAAUUUCUUUGCCAACAGGAACGAGUUCAUUAAGGAUGACUUCCGCAGUGACUCGGCGGCGUUUAUUAGGAAUAACGUCAAUAUUCUGCAUAUCUGA